Pocillopora meandrina is the source of this 5956-nucleotide messenger RNA. The record is from the annotation of a GenBank genome assembly. NCBI's taxonomy places the organism in Eukaryota, Metazoa, Cnidaria, Anthozoa, Scleractinia, Pocilloporidae.
AUGGUAAGGAUCGUGUAAAUAGAAGCCACAAAAAGGGCUAAAAUUUUGCAUCUUAAACUCUUCAGCAUUUGAUGAGUUCGUCCGCCAUGUUUAGUAGACGUUCCAUUACGCGCGCACGCGUGAAUGCAGUUCGUCUUUGCUUUCCUAUUCGUGGGCUCACUCAUGGCAGAUAACAAAUUAUCGGAGAGUUCAUCGUAAAGGCUUUUUCUCUGAAAACGACUGUGCGAAAGUUCGUGAAAAUGCAGGUCUGAUCGCAAUAAUUUUAUUUUCUUUUGAGUGGGAUUUCAUUGUUACGUGAUUCUUGUACCUCUCAUAAACUUUCCUGCAAAUUAAUACCGUAUAUUAUUACUUUGAUUAAGCAGUUGUUUUUCAAAAACCUACAUUAUCUAUCAGAACUUUUCUGCAUGUCUGUAUAUAAUACGACUUUUAUUCCAUCUCGAUUUGAACUUUUUUCAUUCAACGAAUAGGACGAGAAGCUAUUAGAAGUUUCUCUGGAAGCAGUAUCCAGCAGGGUCCAAGAAUUAAAGGAAGCAAUUCAAGCCUUCCUGAUGAAACUGGAGCACGAGCAAAUGAACUGGUAAGAGAAUCAUUACCUGCUCUUUGCACGUUUAAAUUUCCUAGCUCGCUGUUCAGAAGAAUAGUUCUUGUAACCAUCUGAAGCAUUAUCAACUCACUUUACUAUUUGUUACAGGCCCUCGGUUUUGGAUAACUAUGCUCUCUUAUCAGGUAGGUUUAUUGUUGCCUGUUUAACUCUUUACACCCUAACAUCAAUAAACAUAUUCUCCAUACUGUUCUCCAUACGUUUCUUAACCCUUUCACUCCUAAGAUCUAAUUAGUAAUUCUCCUUACUAUCUGCCAUAUAAUUCUUAUGAUGUUAGUUCAGAGAAUUUGGUAUUGGGUCAACUAAUAAUCCAAUGAUUGAUAUUCUUCUCUAUUCUCAUCACCUACCUGCUUGAUAUUGUAUUGAUAUUGUAUGGAGAAAUUCUGUCUUGGUCACUUGUGGGAGUGAAAGGGUUAAGUUGCUGAUAAGGAGAAUUCGUUUGAACAUUAAGUGUUUCUUUACUUGGUGAUCAUUUCCUUUAUUCUUGUGACAUUAAUGUGUGAUUUAGGGGUGAUAUUGUAAGGAGAAAUUAGAUGCUGCUCACUCUCAGGGGUCAAAGGGUUCUAUGUAAUCUCUUGGCUACAACCCCUAGUUUAAUUUUUAUUGUUUAAAGUAUUGAACUUGCCUACAUGUUAUGCAUCUCUGUUGAACAGGUCAAGUAAACACAUUGACAAAACUCCUGAAAAAUGACAAAACUCCCCCCUUUCGAAACCUGGUGCUCCUACCUGUGUUAGUACAACAAGAAACAGACCCAGAUAUACAGGUACAUUUGUGGCAGAUAUACAGUGUAGAGUAAAUGUAAAUCAUACUAUAAUGAUAUUCUUGCUAAUGGAAUAAAAUAAUAUGUUUACCAAAUAUUCCCUAAGUCUGUUGUGAAACAAACUUGCCAACAAGUCCAUAAGAAAGAGAGACCUUUAUGUUUAGGAUUAACCAUUGAUGAUGAUCAAUAUUUUUGUAUAAUAGCUAUCACAGUGUGACAUCAUAACCCCUUCGCUGCCAGCGCGACAUGCGUGACAAUGUGACAUGCUGAGUGUCGUGUAAUUUUCAGUUUGUGUGCCCAUGUUACGUUCUCAGUACCUUGAUAGUUAGAGUAACAGUCAAAUCCCUGAUACUAGAGAUGUAAAAUAACCUGGACUCUCAAACUCAAAGCAAGUCAGAAUUCUGAAUAAAAGUCAAAUUGCAUUGUCACAGGACUUCUGGUCAGGGUAAUGACAGUAAGGGCAUGAACAAAUUCCAAUUCAUUUACAAGUUUUUCUGUUUUGUGGUUUAUUAGAAAGCAAGCGAAGGCCGUAUACAUGCAUUUGACCAUGAAGUUGGUAAGUAUUAAUUUGUUUAUACUACGCAAUUCAUACAGUGCCCACUCAUAAAUUUUGAUUUUUUUUCAUUCCAGUCCCAGACUAUCUGCGAACAAAGUAUGCUCCUGAGAUAGAGGAGUCUGAACAGAAGGUGGAAACCAUGGCAACAAACAUCCCACCAGAUGAAGCUCAGGUAUAUAGAAACUAAUUUUUACUCUUUAACUCCAAAGAUCCUGUUGUCAAUUCUCCCUUCAAGCUGUUACACCUUUCCUUGUAAAUUAAUCACGAGAAUUUGGCAUUUGGUCAAGAUAACAGCCCUCUACUUAAUGUUUGAGUAUUCCCAUGACCUGUUUGUUGGAAAAUGUAUGGAUGUUAUAGGGAGAAGUAACAUGUUAAUCACUUCUGGGAGUUAAAGGGUUAACAGAAAACAGAGAAUACUACUCAUCCCUUUCUCUCCCAAGAUCUCUUCUUGUCUGUCAUUCCCUACUUAUAAUAAUUUUAGCUUUGAAAACUUAUCUAUGUUUUUUAAUUGUUGUGUUAGUUUUUUUGGGAAGGGGGGGAGGGAGGGAAGGAAAUUACUUGGGUUUCAGUGAAAGGGUGGAUCAAUAUCAGUAUUUGGGCAACUGCCCACUUACCCCUCCCCUAACUCAACAGCAGUCAAUUGAUAACAAGCUAGGGUUAAUGUUGGGUCAGGGGAGGGGUAGGUGGGCAGUUGACCAGAUACUGAUAUUGAUCCGAAAGGGUUGAGGCAAGUGAAUAAUCCUUAGACCCCCCCUUAAAUUGUUCAUAUAUCAUUUGGUGUAAUGUUGUUUCAAUUACAGCGUACACUCUGUGGUAUACAGUAUAUUUAUAAACUGAAAACUUAAGGUAAUCUUGUUCAUUUUUAAUUUUUACCAUGUUCAAUUACAGAAGCAGAAAGACACACUGAAUGAACUUGCUGAAAAUCUUUUUAAUCUUAUAUCAAGUGCAAGAGAGGACUGGGAGGGAGAGCAAAGUGCAGGUAUUAAAAUUUGCAUUAGUUAUGUUUCAUGCAAAUUUAGCAAUAAUUACAUAUCAAAAUGGACUCGAAUUUUUAACUUGGAUUCAUACUUGAUUUUUUUUUCUUUUUUUAGCAUCAAGAAGCUCAUCUGUUGUUAAUCCUGACCUCAACAGUCUUGUUUCCGCGGUUACAUUUGGAAGAGGUAUGUUUGAUGAUACAUGUACAUGACUCUGUUUUGAAGCCAAGUGGCCUACCCAGCUGGAACUUAUCUCUGUUUUCAUAACUUGAAAUGACAAGGAGUAUCACUUGUUCUUCUGGAUGGGAUGCAAGUGUAUUGCAAGGUUACCCCCCCCAGUGUUUCAUCAGGCCUCCCUGACAAUUUACCCCUACCCAUUUUUAUUAAAUAUAAAUACUGAGAUUUACACACUGAAAAGGUGUGAAAUAGUAAAAAUGCAUAAGAGUUAAGUGUCUUGCCCAACAUCACAAAACAUUGACCCAGUCAGGUCUCUCGCCCAGACCUCUUGACUUGGAAUCCAGCACACUAACCUUUCAAUUGACACAUCUACUCUGGCAAUGAUAGAUUGAAGUGGAAUUCUACUUGUAGUAGCUCUGCAGACUCCCAAAUGCUAUCCAGCCAAAAGGCCACAAUGCAUCCUCAGACACACUGUAAACAGGUUCUCAUAAGCUAUCCAGUGAAUUUUUUUUCUGAAAGGUCUAAUUUUGUUGUUUUUUAUUGUACAGGUCUAAAACCAGCAAAAGUUACCAAGGGUCGAGGUUCUAAGUCAGAUAAAGGUAUAUUUGUAGUGAUCUUUUUGCAGUAUUUUGACUUGUUGGAUAACAGGGGCUAGAAUUAUAGUUAACAUUUUGUUAUAUUAAGUGAAAUUAAACUGGAUCCUGGACCAGGAAAUAAAAUUUUAAUAUAAACUCUUUUCACUCUAACAUCGGUAUUCAUAUUUUCCCAACUGUUUUCUAUAAAUUUCCUGACAUGUUGUCGAGGAGAAUUUGUUUAAAAUCAAUUUUCAUCAAAAUGAUCAUUUUCUUUAAUUUGUGUCCUUAACCCUUUAACUCCCUGAUUAAAUUUGUAAUUCUCCUUACUAUCAAUCAUACAAUUCUUAUGAUUUUAGUUCAGAGAAUUUAGUAAUGGAUCAACUAAUUAUCCCCAAAUUGAUAUUUUUCUUUAUUCUCAUCACUUAUCUGGUUGAUAUUGUAUUGAUAUUGUAAGGAGAAAGUCUACCUUGGUCACUCAUGGGAGUUAAAGGGUUAAUGUGUGAUUCAGGGGUGAUAUUGUAAGGAUAUAUGAGAUGCUAGUCACCCUUAGGAGUCAAAGGCCUCAGAAAGAGGGGAGAUCCAAGUGCUCUAUUGAAUAAAAUUUAAACUGAGUGGCAUCAUGCUGUAUCUUGAUAAUGUAAAAUGUUUUUGUCAGUUUGACGACAACUUUUCUCAGCAGUGAAGACUUCCUUGGAAAAAUACAGUAUAUGUUACUUGAGAAUGAAUUGUGUCCCAUCAAGUAAAACUGUAUAUAUGAUGAAAGAAACUCUAAGUGGAUUAAAAUUUAUAAUACAUGUAGGGCUUCAUCUUUUCAAUGAUAGCUCAUUAGGAAUGCAUACAGAGUACAUUAUCUGAUACAUAAACAAACAAUAUUUCUUAAAGGUGAUAUUCUUUUUUUCUUUGCUACAGCACAAAGUAGCUGGAUGAGUGACAAAUCUACAAAUAAAGCUCCAAGCUCUGUUAAAACAGACACUAAGGCAGCUGCCAGUGUUCACCCAUACUCUAUGCCUAACAGAACAACCAGCAGGACAGGACCAUGAUGUUUGAGAUCUGAUAUUGUUAUACCCAUAUAAUGUAUAGUGUACCAGUAUUGGACUGUCAUGGCAUCCAGUGUGAUGCUACCUUUCUUUGCAACAGUAUUGGACUGUCACUGUCAAAUACAACACCAAUAGACAUCCAUCAGAACAACAAUGUACCAUCAAUGGUUUCAGGAGUUUAAUGUCAUAUGAUCGACUUACAACCUUUGUCAAAAGAAAUGCAAAAUUUAGGCAUCCAGAAAUUCUGCCCCUUCCUAGCCUUACAUUUUCCCCUGCCCUCACAAUGUGAAUGGCGCAUUUUCCAACAAGACCUAUCAGGGACGUUUUCAAAUGCAGCAAAACUGGGAAUUGUGAAUGAGAUUAUCAGCAAUCACAUGAUCACAGUAACAUGCACUUAAGAACAAAACUUGUUCAGUGUGGAGAGAAUUGGCCCUCUUCCUCGAGGCCCAGCACUAAUGAUUACUGUAAAAAAAAAAGGCUUUAAUGCUCUGUAAGCCCCUCUUCCAGAGCCGUACGUAGUACCUAUCUGACUAGCUGAAAUGACAUAACAAUUGCAAGUAAAAAGUAAUUUGAUUUUAUCAUGCAUUGUUAAUACUCUUUUUUUCUGUUUAUAUUUGAUUAGAAAUUGAUAUGUUUGUCUGACUGUAUGCAGAGGCAGCAUGUGUAGGAGGGGGGGCUCAUCUGGUAUACUAACCCAAGUACAUACCCUUAACCAAAUUUUCCAAACAUAAGCUGGAGCUGUUUAAAUGAAAAAAAGUCUUACAUAAAAUAAUUACACUAUGAUGAUCCCUAUGAAACUAUUUGAAAAGAUUGCAUGUCUGAAUAUUUUGCCAACUAAUUUUAAGCUUCACUGCUGUGCUGCACUGUUGAUGCUGAAAUGUGAGGAGAGUAAACCCACCUCCCCCCCCCCCUCUAAAUUAUCACCAGGAGGGGCUGUAGACUGCCCAAUCCGCCAUCUGUGGUCUGGUUAACUCCUCUUCUACUAUCUAACUGUCUUAGCUUGUCAGUUCUGCAAUCUUUUACAAAGUCCUUUAGAAUAUUUCUUAUUAAAAUACAAGAGAGCUCAAGACACAGUCAGUGGGUCAGCCCUCCUCUUGAUAUCCUACUCCAAGACUAUUACAGACAAACAAAUAUUAAGAAUUAUUUAAUACAAUAAAUAUCUCAACCAUCACUUCAUUUGACAAAUGGUUGACCCUUAUACCCCAAUUUGACCUACUUAAUGCCAAAUGAUUUUUAACCCUUUAAAUCCCAUGAGUGACCAAGACAGAAUUUCUCC